AUGUCACUGAUGUUGCAUUUAUUGUUGCUGAUGCUGCUGUUUGGUGAGGCGCCAGCAUUUGGACGUAAGGUAAAACGUAAGGAUGCUCAUUAUCAUCUGAAUGUGCCGCCGCCACCACAGCCACAAAAGACUUCGGCAUCGACACACACUGUGGUUGUUGAGCACGAUUUGCCACCGUACAGCUUCGAGGCCGUCAACCACGAUGAGUUUGCGGCGCCAAGUCAACCCCAAUACGAGAGUCCCCACUAUGCGAGCUCCGACUAUGCCCCACACAGCAGUCAUGGCAGCAGCAGCAGUGGCGGUUAUCUGGUGGACAAUGGCUUGCGCAGCAUUGCCAAGGGGUCAGCGGAUCAGGCCAUCUCGGCUGUGGCCAGUCAGAAUGCGGCUGGCAAGCAAGCCUCGUAUGUGGCCAAGAGCACAUUGGCGCAAGCUGCUGCUCAGGCAGCGGGCACUGCAGUCGCCGUGCUCAAGGGCAAGGAGGUGCUUCUGCACAGGCUGGAGGAGCAGAGCGUCGAGGCACACAAGUCCGUCGAACGAGAGCUCACCCAACUGCAGCAGGCCAAACGGUCGGCCAAGGCAGCCCAGUAUGCCGCACAGCAGGCCAUUAACCAUGUGAGCGUUCUGACCGCAGCGCUGAACAAUGCCCAAUCCGCAUCUGAGCUGGCACAGAAGGCUGCCGCUGAGGCAGCGGCUGAGCUGUCGUCACAAAUCGAUAUGGUGGCCCAGGCCAAGGGCAAACUGGAGCAGACCGAGUCGCAGGCCUAUGCAGCGCGUUUGGACUACGAGGAAACGCGCGAGGCGGCAGAGAAGGCAACACUCUCCGCCCAGGAGGCGCAACUCAAUGCCAACGAUGCGGCGCUGCACGCUAACGUCGAGCUCAGUGAAGCGGUUCAUCUGCAUGACAAAAGCGAUCGCAAUGCGGAGCAGUCGCCGAGCGCAACCGGUCAUAGGACACGCCCCUACCAGACCGCAUAA
Drosophila hydei is the source of this 975-nucleotide messenger RNA. RefSeq lists its product as uncharacterized. The transcript is spliced from 2 exons. Bases 1 to 975 code for a protein of 324 amino acids. NCBI's taxonomy places the organism in Eukaryota, Metazoa, Arthropoda, Insecta, Diptera, Drosophilidae. The record is from RefSeq and is a predicted model, not a curated record.